Paraphaeosphaeria sporulosa is the source of this 1943-nucleotide messenger RNA. RefSeq lists its product as uncharacterized. The transcript has 2 exons. The coding region runs from base 145 to 1557 and encodes 470 amino acids. Gene Ontology annotation, molecular function: glycosyltransferase activity. NCBI's taxonomy places the organism in Eukaryota, Fungi, Ascomycota, Dothideomycetes, Pleosporales, Didymosphaeriaceae. The record is from RefSeq and is a predicted model, not a curated record. Gene Ontology annotation, cellular component: membrane.
AUCAUGGACCCCAGUUUGACAGCUUUCGGCCUGACAGCGGCGAUGCGCCCUCGUUGACACCAAGCACCCCCCAAUUCGCACCGCACACGCUCGCCCGCUCGCUGCGCGCCCUCCCCGGACCAGACGCAACCGCGCGUCGCCGCCAUGGCCUUCAUCACCGCGCUGCCCCUGCGCCUCUCGCGACGGCCAGCCAGAGUGCUGCUGGGCGGUCUCCUUUUUGUCUUCUUCAUCCUCACCCUCACCCGCCGGCGGACCGCGCCCGCACCCGCGCCGCCGUCGGUGCACUACAAGGCAAACACAAAGAGCUUCUUCCCGCCGCUCAAGCACAAGGCCGGCCUCGACCCCGACUUCUGCGAAAACUUCCCCACGAAGCAGCUCGACGACAUCCAGGUCGUCCUCAAGACGGGCGCCGCCGACGGGCCCAAGCUGAAGGCGCACCUGGCCACCAUCACCUCGUGCAUCCCGAAUCUGCUCAUCGUGUCCGACCACGAGCAGAAGAUUGGCCAGUACAACGUAAUCGACGUCCUCGCCGAGCUGCCCCUCUCGUACGCCGAAGGCAACAACGACUUCAAAACAUAUACAAACAACAAGAAGGCGCAGGCCGAGGGCGACACGGUCAACUAUUCGCAGGCGGGAUGGAGGCUCGACCGCUUCAAGUUCCUGCCCAUGGUCGACAAGGCCUAUGCCGUCAACCCCAAGGCCAAGUGGUACGUCUUCCUCGAGUCCGACGUCUACUUCUUCUGGGACACGCUCUUCCGCCUGCUCGACCAGUUCGACCCUACUGAGCCGCACUACCUCGGCGCUCCAAGCCCCGGUUCCGACGACCGCUGGUUUGCGUACGGCGGCGCUGGCUUCGUUACGUCGCAGGGCCUGAUGAAGAAGCUCUACGUGCCAAAGACUGAGGCAGGCGCCACCGCAUCACCGGAGACGAAGCUGGCCGUGAAGUACGAGAAGAUGGUCAAGGAAGACUGCUGCGGAGACGCUGUGCUCGCAUACGCAAUCCAGAACACGACCGGCGUGAAGAUGGAGUCGCUCUACCCGACGUUUGCGGGCGAGGAGCUCAAGGACGUUUCAAUCGACAAGGACAGGUGGUGUGUACCGCUGCUCUCGCUCCACAGAGUCGCGCCCGAAAACAUGGAGUCGCUGUGGAAGUGGGAGCGCACACGGACCUACAACCAAAAACCAUUCGUUUACUCCUCCCUCCUCGCAUACACGCAUUCCUUCCUCCGCGAAGGUGCCAGCAAGGACUGGUGGGACAACCUCUCCGUCGCGCCCGUCCCGAACGACCGCCCGGCCCACAAGAACCCUGGCUCGUGCGGCUCAGAGUGCGAAAAAGACCGCAACUGCCUCCAAUGGUCGCAUUCACAGACGGUAUGCCGCUGGGCCAACUAUAUCAAACUCGGCAACGCCGUGGACAGCGAGAACGGCGGGCAGGGCAUGAUGUCCAGCGGGUGGGAGCUCAAAAAGAUGGCCGAGCUAGGCUUCAAGGUCGAUGAGGAGAGCGACAUUAACGACACGUGCGAGGAGGCGACCUGGGUCAAGGCGACAAUCCGAUGAGCCCCACGCUCGCGCGGCGCGGGCGGACACGAAUGAUAUGCAGGCGUUCGGCUCGCGGGCGGUCUGUUACAGCUGGCUUGUUUUCACGCAUGGCGUUCCGGUAUCAUCACAUCACAUCGCACUACACCACAGCACCUUUGGGCAUUGGCCUGGCUUCGCACUACUCGCAUUCACGACGAUAUUGGGGGAAGAGGGCGCCAUCUGCGCGGAACUGUACUGUACGGUUUGUUGGGGAGGAGAGGAUGGAAGAGCAUGUUCUGGUUCAUAGCUAGGGAUCUGCAGACGGAUAUUUUUUGGACAUAGAGAGGGGCAUACGGCCAAAGCCCCCCUCGUUUGCAUGUAUUCUAUGGGGUGGAGGCGUUGGACCGAUUACUCUAAUCUAUCGC